Molecule: messenger RNA, 1419 nt
Organism: Cyphellophora europaea CBS 101466
Lineage: Eukaryota; Fungi; Ascomycota; Eurotiomycetes; Chaetothyriales; Cyphellophoraceae
Exons: 3
Coding region: 1-1419 (472 amino acids)
Biological process (GO): positive regulation of transcription by RNA polymerase II
Cellular component (GO): nucleus
Molecular function (GO): DNA-binding transcription factor activity, RNA polymerase II-specific; transcription cis-regulatory region binding; zinc ion binding
Source: RefSeq, a predicted model, not a curated record
AUGGCCACUGCUCGGCCUGAGGUCCGACGGAGGCAGGGUUCCAAGCAUGAUAAGACAGGCUGCCUGACCUGCCGCUUCCGACGGAAAAAAUGCACGCAGAACACGUUUCCCGUCUGCGGCACAUGCGCACGCUUAAACCUGGAGUGUGUUCGUCAGCCGGUUCGCAGUAUCGUUCCAGCGACUGGCGCUCAGGCUACCCCGACGUCACCAGAUGAACCACAGCGACUUCAGCUAAGCCUACCUGUCGCACCCUCAUCCCCAAGCUGGGAUGGGCCCACCAGGGAUGCCGGUGCCCAGCGGCGACACGCUAUGAGGUACUACAUCACUGUCCUUACACAGCAUGUCACAGUCAGCGAACAGUACAACUCCUUCCUGUCCGCAUUUCUACCCAUGGCGAUGGAAUCAAAAGCCCUGGCAGACUCACUCGUGGCCUGGGCCUCUAGCCAUCUCGCAUUGACUGACCAGUCUUAUGAACUUCUCUCGUUGGAAUCUCACUCUUCAGCCGUUCGGGCGCUAUCAUCCUCACUGGUUACUCACAACGACGACUUGGCACUGCACGAGACCAAUGCUUCUGCAUGCCUGGCCCUUCUAAUAUCCGAAGUCUGUCAAGGCGACCGCCAGAUCUGGUACAGCCACCUGCUUGGGGCCAAGAGCAUUAUUGAGUCUGCCCGGUCCGGAGACCUGAGAGGCGUUGACGCCUUCAAGCUCACUUCCGAGGGCCAGUGGGUACUUCGGAACUUCGCUUACCACGACGUUCUCGCCAGUGUCACCCUGAGCCAACCUCCGCUGCUCGACGGCAGCUAUUUGGAGGGCAUCACCAACGUGGUGGAUAGUUGCGUCGGUGUAGCUUCUGGUAUCCUCAAGAUCAUCGCGGAUAUCUGUGCCUUGGACCACAGGCUCAGAUCCGAAGGUCUUGAUCACCAUGAUGGAAGGACGUCCUUCAUUCAACUCGAAACUCAACUGCGUGACUGGGAAUUUCCGCCCGAUACCACCCAAAACCUGGCUGCAGUGGGCCAAGCAUACCGUUGUGCUGCACAGAUCGUGCUAUACCGAGCCUGGAGGCAGCUGCUCCCCGAGGAACUCGAUCAAUCACCUGGACAUGACGAAACUUCUCGGCAGAUUGGGGUGGAUGAAGCAGUUACAGUCCUGCUGGAGUCGAUUGCAAACAUCCCGCAACAAUCCAUCGCUGAAGGACCGCUGGUAUUUCCCCUCUUUCUCGCUGGAGGAGAGACCAUGGCGCCCGCGCAGCAGCAGAUCAUUCGCACAAGGCUGCAGGCUUCGUUCGAAUUCCGACGCUUCCAGAAUAUCUCUCGCGCCCUAGAGAUUCUCGAGACAUUAUGGGAGCGAAGGAAGACUGACAGCAAUCUUGACUGGAAAGAUGUCCUGGCCGAGUCAGGCGGAGGCUUGAUCCUUACCUGA